Melampsora larici-populina 98AG31 is the source of this 1839-nucleotide messenger RNA. RefSeq lists its product as uncharacterized. Lineage: Eukaryota; Fungi; Basidiomycota; Pucciniomycetes; Pucciniales; Melampsoraceae. The coding region runs from base 1 to 1839 and encodes 612 amino acids. The record is from RefSeq and is a predicted model, not a curated record. The transcript is spliced from 5 exons.
AUGACGCAGGUGAUCCUGCGUCAACCUCCUGGCCCUUUCGAAGGAACACCCCAACCGAUUCGACCUUUCAACAUGGCCUGCUUCAUCUUAUCGACUGCUGCUGUUGCUCUUCCUUCUUCCCCAUUGUACGAGCACGAUUCCAAGGUACCCAUAUCGGUCUACAACUUUCAUCAAAUUCUUCUCUUGUUUCGAUCUUAUCAGUUCAAUCAAAUCAAAUACUUCAAUCGAAUUUAUCCAUUAGAUCAAUUCAUUUCCUUUUUCUAUCUUUAUCACUACCUCACCUAUCCCAUCACAACUAUCUCAUCUCCUGUAGCCACCAUGUCCGAAAACCAAUCGGUCCGAUCGGUUUCUCCUGGUCUUGAAGAGUUGUUGCCUCACACAGCACAGACGGAUGCUCAGUCGGUCUCCCAUGUUUCCGAAACUCCUCAACCUACACCUACCAAGUUGAAGCGACGCGCCCCGAAGAAAACGGGCAAGAAGUUCAAGUUGCCCGUUCCAGCCACGGGUGAACUCAAGACAUUCAUCGAUCAUGGCACGACUCGGGAUCCUCAAGGCUAUCCACUGUAUCCAAAUGGCGACACAGUUUUUGUUCGAGAACCUCAUGAGGAUAUCACCAACUUCGGUCACGUUGCCUAUACACACACUCAAAAGACGAAAGGUUCAAAAGAUGGACCUUGGAAGACCGUAUGGUACGCUUGCCUUGGCGUCCUCCGUUGCGACGACGACUUUUGCGCGUACGCUGCUCCUCCACCCACCGCCGAAGGCAAAGCAGCCGAAUACAUCAAGGAGAAUCCUGUAUGUCCAGCGGUCGAGUGCAGCGGCACUCAUAUAUGGACCCAAUGCCCCGGCACGAUCUGCCGAAUCGACAUCCAGAAAGACACUGGGUGGGGCGUUCUUCGGCACUCUGGAUUCCAUGCUCACCCUUGGCCAGCCUCGAAAGAGGCUGACCCUUUGGCGAUGCUCGAUCUGACGGAGGAGGUCAUCAAGAACCCGAAGGCUGGACCGUUGGUUCUCAAAGUUGGCCAGGCUGGCGCGGGUCAGACCGUAACCGCGCCGGUUGUGGAUAUCCAUCCCGCCUUCGCUAAUGGUGGUCGUUUGGCAUACUUAAGACGCAAGGUUUUGGUUGAGAAAGGCCUCAUCCCGGAAAAAGAAAGCAAAGGUGGUGGAGAUCGUCUGAUCAUGGACCUUAUGCAUUGGGGAAAUAAUGUCCACAUUACUUUCCAGACCAAGUGGAUGGCGGAACAGUUAGUUAGACGAGAUGCCCUUGGUAAGGUUUACGCAGGCGGCCUGCUUUCGGAUGUCACCUACCGAUUCUUCCACCAUGGAUACCUCCUCACUACUUCGAUGUACAGUGAGAUCCUACACCGUUGGAUCCCUGUCCAACUUACUUGGAUGUGGGGGCUUGAAGAGGCUCAUUAUCGAGCUCACUUCACAACCCUCCUCUCCCAAAUCAACGCCGCCGACUUGACUUUCCACGAAAGCGACCUUCUUGUCCAACAGGUGGUCGAUUUCUCGGCCGCGCAGAAGAAAGGCUUCGUCACGGCUUACAUGGAUGUCUUCAAAGAACACGACCCCGCCAAAGCCCUGAGCAAACUCAAAGGCUGCCAUGAACACUACCGUCAGUCAAUCACACGGAUCAAGAAGAACAGGAACGUGGUCGCAUCGAGCCGAUUGGCCGAGUUCGAGAAACUCGCUUUGGACCUUCUCGAGCCAAUCAAACCUGGAGACCCCUCUCUCACCGAUAAAUUCGCGCAGAUUGCACGACUGUUCCCGAAAGCCAAAGCUUGGAUUGAUUGGUGGAACACAGCUGAUAUACACAGCAUGUUGUUCUGUGCUUGA